AUGUCUAUGGUGCUUCUGCUCGCGGCCCUGCGAACAACAGCAGCCCUCGCGCCGCAGCGCCUCGUCGCGCCGCAGCGCCGGGGCCUCGUGCGGCUCCUGAGCACCGCGAACGUCCAGGACGCGCCGGCGCCGAAGCGGAAGCGCGUGAAGCGCAUCCGCCAGCACAUCAACCCGCUCGCGUCCAAGCAGGUGCAGCCCGCGGUGCUCGCCGACGACUGGUUCGCGGCCGCCUUCGCGGACCCGGGCAAGCCCCUGAUCGUCGACGUCGGGUCCGCGCUCGGCGGCUGGGUCGUCGAGAGCGCGGCGGACGACGGCGGCCGGAAUUGGCUCGGCCUGGAGAUCCGGCCCGCGGCGCACGACGUCGCCGUGGGCCGCCUCGCCAAGGCCGACGUCGGGAACGCCCACUUCCUCCAGUGCAACGCGAACGUGGACCUCGCGCGCAUCCUGGCCGACGCGGCGGCCGCCGGCGCGCCGCUCGAACGGGUCUGCGUCCAGUUCCCGGACCCGCACUUCAAGAAGAAGCACCACAAGCGGCGCGUCGUGACGCCCGAGCUCCGCGCGACCAUCGCCGCGGCCCUGGCCGCGUCGACCUUCGUUUCGCCGUCGGCCUACCUCGUGAGCGACGUGCUCGAGGCGGCGACGGCGAUGCGCGACGAGUUCCGCGGCGACGCGACGCUCGUCGAGGUCGGGCCCUGGAACGCCGCCGGCUGGCUCGAGGCGUCGCCCCUCGCCGUGCCGACGGAGCGCGAGCGCUGCGUCCUCGCGGGCAAGGGCGAGACGUCGACGGCGCCGGGGACCGCGUUCCGCGCGCUCUUUACGCCGAACUGA
Messenger RNA from Aureococcus anophagefferens, 828 nucleotides. RefSeq lists its product as hypothetical. Gene Ontology annotation, biological process: tRNA methylation; RNA (guanine-N7)-methylation. Bases 1 to 828 code for a protein of 275 amino acids. The record is from RefSeq and is a predicted model, not a curated record. Lineage: Eukaryota; Pelagophyceae; Pelagomonadales; Pelagomonadaceae. Gene Ontology annotation, molecular function: tRNA (guanine(46)-N7)-methyltransferase activity. The transcript has a single exon. Gene Ontology annotation, cellular component: tRNA methyltransferase complex.